Metopolophium dirhodum (rose-grain aphid) is the source of this 564-nucleotide messenger RNA. RefSeq lists its product as uncharacterized. Bases 1 to 564 code for a protein of 187 amino acids. The transcript has 3 exons. The record is from RefSeq and is a predicted model, not a curated record. Lineage: Eukaryota; Metazoa; Arthropoda; Insecta; Hemiptera; Aphididae.
AUGCCAAAAAUAAGGAGUUCGUUUUCUAACAAAAUUCGCGAAUGGAUUUCCACAGCAAACACAGACACCAAGGUUUUCACUACUGACGGGAAAAUAGUAUUUUGUAACCCUUGUGGAAAAUCUAUUGUUUGUGAGAGAAAGUCUCAGGUAGAUCAACACAUAAAAACAGUGAUAGUGAUAAAAAAACUUGAAACUCAAAAUAUGACUUUACAAUAUGAAAGCAUUUCAAUAAUUAACAAAACGAAAGAAAAAAUUAAUUCUAUUCCUGGAUCGAAAGGUGCAACACUUGCAACAAAACUAAACGAGCUUUACAACAAAAAUGAAGGUCUGAAGAUUCUACGAAAAAUUAAUUCAGUGUUAUUAGGCGAAAACGUUCAGCUCGAAGAUCUUUAUGAAGACCCGACAAUACUAAGUUGCUUCAAAUAUGCCCCAAUAACUUCGGUUGACGUCGAACGUUUGUUCUCAGUCUUUAAAAAUAUGUUAACCGAUAAACGAUACAGCUUCACAGAAGAAAAACUUGAAAUGCACAUGAUUAUUCAUUUUAUUAGGUUUGUAGCCAAUUAA